AUGACUCCCCCCGCGAGCUGGUCCAUUACCAGCGCGGGGGGGGAUUUGGGGGGGAUUGGCGGAGGGGGAAUUGGCGGAGACUUCCCUGGCGGAGAUAAAAUGGGCGGCAUCGGCGGAGAUAACAGGCUUGGCGGAAACCACAGCAGGAGCGGUACUGGAAGCAGCGGACGCCGCAACGGGCUGGAGCCGCCUUCAAGCUCCCGCCAUUCUAGGUCAGCCGCGUCAAGCCCCCGGGUAAUGGAUUCCGUUUUCGGGCUCGGGAAGGAGAGCAGCCAGAGUGGACGGCGCGCGUCUUUCGAGGAAGGCGCGGCGGAGUCUUACGUGACAAAGUCUCGCCGCGAGUUUCCCAAAGACCCCCCUGGCUCUUUUAAGAGUCGGGGAGGUAAGGACGGUCUAGACUGGCUGGAGGAGAUUAAGAAUGGAGGGGGAGGAGGGGGCGGUGAUGGCGGAACUGGCGGAGGAAGCAGUAGAGGCAGUGGGGGCGGCAGGGGAGGGGAACUGCGGACGAACGGGGGAGAGGCUGGGGGGGAGAGCAGGCGGGGUGCGCUUGCCUCCGGAAGUGGCGGCGCUGGCGGUGGUGGCAGCUUCGGUCGAAUCGGGGGAAGCGGAGGAGGGGGAGGCGGAGGGGGAGGCGGAGGGUUCGGGGGAGCAGGCGCUGGUCCGCGGGGCGCAAGCGCACAUGCCAUGGGCGGCGCAGGCCUUCCUUUCCCCUCGCGUCCCCGUAGCUCCCCUUUAGGAAACAAGCUCAUGUCCUAUUCGUCCCUGGACCGCCCCUAUAGGCCCGCGGAAGGGGCAGGCGGGGAGGGGGACGCGGGGAACUUGAGCUGGCGCCAGCUGGUGGCGCAACUGAAAGAGGGGGAGGAGUUGAAGGAGGGGGGAGAGGGGGGGGAGGGGAGUGACCGGGAGGAACGAGAGCGCAGGGGCACCAGGGCCGGUAGUAGCAGCCGUGGUGGUGCUGGUGGGGAUCGAAAAAGCGCCGCCGGUGGUGGUGCUGCUGCUGCUGCUGCUGCUGCUGCUGGCGGGGGUGGUGGUCACGGCAGCAGCAGCACUGGCGGCGGCGGUGGUAGUAGCAGCGCCGGCGGUGGUGGCGGUGGCGGUGGUGGUGGUGCUGCUGGUGGCACAGCGGUAGCAGCGGUCAGUGCUCGCCCGAAGCCCAGGCACCGGCGAGGCGCAUCGUUCCAUUCCCUCUCUCCUCUCGACUCCUCUAGUGGUGACACGACCUUUAACUUGCUGCAGCAGCAACCUGCUAUUGGAACAGCUCGUAACGCGGAUCGUUUUGGCAGUGCUGCUGGUGCUAGUGGCAGCAAUAGGACAUCUGGUGGUUUUGGUGCUGCUGCUGCUGGUGGUGGGGGUGCUGGUGCUGCUGCCGCUGGUGCUGGUUCUGCUUGUCCCAAGCCAAGGCACAGGCGAGGGUCCUCUCUCCACUCCUUUCCCCCUGUUCCCGACACCACAAGCAGUGAUGCUAUUUUCGACUCCAUCCAGCGGGCAGCUGAAAAAGAAGCAAGUCAUUCCGGCGACCUUUACUCGCCAGUCAGCACCAGACCGGCCACUGCCGCAAAUAUUUCCGGGCAGUUUGAUGGGUAUUGGGGCAGCGAAGACACGGAUACCGGGUCGUUUAAUGAAAGAGAGGAAUUACCCAAAGGAAGGCUGCAUAGGCCGUAUCAGGGUUCUGCCAAUAUUAGUGAGCUGCUGGGAUCGAGGAUUAGCAGAGCACAGGAGAGGUCUCAGCCUAGGUCGAAAGAGAGAACGGGGGAGAGAGAUGUUAGGAGGAGGGAGAGGACAGGCGAGAGGCGAGGGGAGGGGAAGGGGGUAGUGGGUGAGGUGGUAAAAGGGGAGUCAGAGGACGCCGGGCAGCCACAGCAGCAACAGCAGCAGCAUCAGCAGCAGCAGCAGGAACAGCAACAGAAGCAGCAGCAGCAGGAACAGCAGCAGCAGCAGGGGAAGCUGAAAAGUCCGAGGGGCAGUUUGGGAAUCAAGGGAAUUCUGCAUGCCGCAUCCUCCCGCCUCCGCUCCCUCCUCCCAGACUCCACCUCUCCCACCGGCAGCAGCAGCGGCACCACAGCAGCCGGUGCUGCCGCUGCUGCCCCUCCCAACGCUGCUGCUGGGGAGAGUGACAGGGGGAGGAGGCCGACGAGUGAGGUAGCAGGGCGCGUGGGGGGGGUUCGGGGGAGGUUUGGGAGGCGGAAGCAGAGGCAUGGGGGGGAGGAGGAGGAGGGGGAGGAGGAGGGGGGGGUGGAUAGCCGAGGGGGGAGUCCGUUGGGGAGUGGAGAAAGGGAAGGUGGUGCUGGGGGAGGUGGUAUUGGUGGCGGUGUGGGCGGCAAGUCUCGGCAUCAAGUGCGCCGCCGCCAGCACAGCGCUGACGAGCUUCCGAGAGUGCCCGCGUCGCUGCUGGUUACCCCCCCUGUGUCGCCCCCGAAUCAGUCGGAGUAUGCAGCAGGAUCGGUGGCAGCAGGAGGAGGAGAAGCAGCAGCAGAAGCAACAGCAGCUGCAGCAGCAGCAGUGUCAGCAGCAGCGCUGCACGAGCGGCUUGCUCACAGGGAUAGGGCACGCAGGGAGGCUGCUGCAGGGGGUGGAGCACGGAGGGCGUUGGGUAUUUCCGGGGUAAUUGCCCCAAGAGGAGAUACAGUGGGUUCUGGGGCGGGAGCGUCCACAGGACAGGGCAAGGGCGGUGCUUCCUCUGGGCGGGUGAUUUUGUCUGAUUAUGAUGUCGAAUCGAUGCCUCAAGGGAAGUUAGCUGAGUUGCUGAGUCACAGGCAGGAUGGGGGAGGGAGGGGAUCAGGAGGUGUAGGUGUGGUGGGAGCGAAUAAGGGAAGGCGAGGGGAGGAAGAUGCCGGGGAGUAUGAAGGGAAAGGGAAAGGGCAGAAGAAGAAGGGGCCUCUGGGGUCGGUUCUCAUGCUGGAAAAGGUAUCCACGCACUCGGAAUUGGAUAAUAAGAAGAGGGCAGCGGGGGCAGGAAAGAAGCAGCAGGCUGAUAGCAUUCUGGCGCAGCUGGCAAGUCAAGGGAGUGGAGGAGGGGGUGCGAUCGGUGUUGGUACCAGCAGCAGCGGGUUACCAGUGAUGAGGCAGUACGGCAGCAUCCGCCCCUCAGACUACAUACUAAAGAAGCCAUACAAGGACCUGGCGGCGCGCUACGUGCUGCACAAGGAGGAGCUGGGCAGCGGCGAGUAUGGGGUCAUAAGGAAGUGUUUGGAAAUCUCGUCCGGGCAUGUGCUCGCCUGCAAGACCAUCAAGAAGGCCCGCAUUAAGAGCCCAGAAGCAGCGGACGACAUCAGAAUGGAGGUCGCCAGCAUGCUUGUGCUGAAGGGGCAUCCGUAUAUAGUCACACUGCACGAUGCAAUUGAAGAUGCAAAGUACGUGCAUUUAGUGAUGGAGUUCUGUCGGGGCGGUGACCUCUUCGAUCGCAUCACCAAGGGCGGAGUGUACUCGGAGCCUCUGGGCGCCCACCUGUGCCGCGCCAUCACGGAGGCGCUGUUGCACUGCCACCGGCACGGGGUAAUUCAUCGAGACAUCAAGCCAGAGAACAUUCUACUACUGGAGCCUGGGAGUGACACGCGCAUCAAGCUCGUUGACUUUGGUGUCGCGACCUUCUUCCAGGAAGGCGUUCUUCUGCGCGACACCAUCGGCACGCCUGAGUACAUGGCACCGGAGGUGUGGGACGGGAGCUACGGGCCCGCAGUGGAUGUGUGGAGCACGGGAGUCGUCAUGUACAUUGCCAUGUCGGGAGUGCCGCCCUUCUGGGCGGCAUCCAAGCAGUCUGUGCAAGAGGCAGUCGCCACCCGCGAGGCGAGCUUCCGGUCGGCGAAGUGGGCGCAUGUUUCUGACGAGUGCAAGCAUCUGAUUGGCCGGAUGCUGGCGAAGAAGCCUCAAGAACGAAUCACGUGCCUUCAGAUUCUUGGGCAUCCAUGGAUACGCCAGCAUGCGUCCCGCUAA
Messenger RNA from Closterium sp. Naga37s-1, 3930 nucleotides. Lineage: Eukaryota; Viridiplantae; Streptophyta; Zygnematophyceae; Desmidiales; Closteriaceae. The record is from the annotation of a GenBank genome assembly.